Molecule: messenger RNA, 2274 nt
Organism: Aureobasidium pullulans EXF-150
Lineage: Eukaryota; Fungi; Ascomycota; Dothideomycetes; Dothideales; Saccotheciaceae
Exons: 3
Coding region: 1-2274 (757 amino acids)
Biological process (GO): DNA-templated transcription; regulation of DNA-templated transcription
Molecular function (GO): DNA-binding transcription factor activity, RNA polymerase II-specific; DNA binding; zinc ion binding
Source: RefSeq, a predicted model, not a curated record
AUGUCGCCAAGACACCACUCCGCUGCUAUGCUGUCUGCCCACAAGCGCGCAUACCGCCAGCGCCGCAAGGAUCCCAGUUGCGACGCGUGUCGCGAACGAAAAGUCAAAUGUGAUGCUACCGACACGUCGAGCUGCACAGAGUGCUCAAGCAGGAGCGUCAAGUGCCAAUUUACAAAAGAGACUAACCGACGCAUGUCUUCAAUGAAGCACGCCCAAGACCUCGAACGCCAGUUAGAAGAGACUAGACAGGAGAACCGACAGCUUCGCAACAUGCUCAGCGAUCAAGGCGGCGCAACUGCAGGUGCACCAAUGCCACCCCCAGCAACAAGCGUGUCGGGGCCACCCGAAGUCACGCCUAGCAAGCAAAGAAAUAACCGUCCCAUUGUCAUGAACAGCUUCGACAGUGUUAGGGCCAACCUUCGCAAGUUUAGCCAGGGCAUCUUCAAGCCACCGCAUCCGUACAGUCAGCCUACCGUGCAGGUCCUCUGCGCCGACUCGUCGACACCGCUGCCACCGAAGCAGCUGGUUGACAAUUUCCUGCAGAACUACCACACCGUCCUACAGCCUCUAUGUCCUUUCCUCCACUGGCCUACUUUCAUCGACGAAUGCGAUCAGCUAUACAGAAGAGGUACCUUCCAAGGACUGCGCCAGAUCUGGAAGGCUCUCUUUUUCGCAGUCCUGGCAUGUGGCUGCAGCAUACAAGACGCGAGAGGAUCAGCGCACCCAGAUUCCGAGUGUAUCAAGUUCGCCGAGAUUGCUAAGUACUGUACAAAGUCAGUCGACGAUGACAUCUCGCCUGACCACGUGCGCACGUCGCUACUCCUCAGCAUCUGCUUUUCAAACAUGAAUCGUAAGGCAGCCAGUUGGUUCUGGCUUGGAUCGGGUGUCAGAUUCGCUCAGUUAUUGGGUCUGCACCGAGAGCACGGCCAGCUUCCCCAGUUCGAGGCUGAGAUGCAAACCCGCCUUUGGUGGUCUGUCUACAAUUGGGAUAGAAUCUUGUCUCUAGAGCUUGGCCAAGUGCCCAUCAUCGACGAUGGCGAUGUCGACGUGAGCGAGCCAACUCCAGUUGACGAUGCGAGUAUAGGACCCAAUGGACUUGGCAGCCAAGGUGCACGCCCGAACUCGCUCAUUGUCUUUGUUCCAGUCGUCCGCAUCAUCUACCCGCUCAAGAAGACACUCAAGUCACGCACCAUAACCGCCUCGACCCUGAACGCCUACGACGAACAUUUCCGCUCCAUCAUGGGUUCUUGGCCUGACCCGUACCCGAUCCACUCGAACGCUCCUCUCGACCCCGUCUACUUUAGUGCUAUAUUCCUGCUCCAGAUCGCCCGCUUCCACCUCUAUCGCCAUAACCUCGCCCCUCCCUGCCGCCCUCAGGAGCGCAAAGACGCCCUGUACCGUUGUCUUUCGGUUGCCAAAGAUACGGCCGUCUAUCUUCAACGCUCUAUACAAACUUCUCCCGGCCCGCCUCGCUACUCUGGUCAGGCUCUGCGCCCUAGUCCGGAGUGGAACGCACGUAUGGCUGACAUCGCACCUUUCUUCGUUGUUUUCCACUUCUGGCGAUGCACUCUGGUAGCAGCUCUAUGUGGAGACUAUGCGACUGCUAUUACCUGCAUCAUGCCGCUGAGUGCAAUUGGAACCCGAGUUAUUGUCAACCCAGCCUGUGGACGCUACAUAUCAUUUUUCCUAGAUUGCCUUGUCGAACGUGUCCAGAGCGGCAGAGGCAGCCCGGAAAUGCUCGAAGCGGACGAGGAAAUGCUGGCAUAUGCCAGUGCUGAUAUGCAAGGCUCACACGAGACUUCUUGGGCCUGGACUGGUGGAGAAGUAUUGCAGAGAACACUGGACCAUACUACGACUGCUACCGAAGGAGCGACCAGCGCCUAUGACCAGUCUAUGGGAGAAGAGCCGGAAUGGAAUGGAUGGAACCGCGUUAUGGACGUUUUGACCCAACUGCAACAGGAGCAGCACCGUAGCAUGCAGCACCAGGGCCCACCUCCUGCGCAGCCACAUGCCCCUCAACAGCAGCAGCAACAACAGCAGCAGCAGCAGCAGCAGCAGCCACCACAACAACCUCCACCGCCGCCUCAGUACGCAGCACAGCAUAUGCCGCCGCAAUAUGCUCAGCCCCAUCAACAGGCGCCAUCUGCGCCAUAUUUCCAACCACCAAGAGCGCCUACGCCGCACAUGACCCCCGCACCGAUCAAUGCUGGACCGUCUAAUACACCCACACCGGCAGGCACCAGCUCUCGCAUCAGCAUCAAAGAUAUUAUCUAG